Molecule: messenger RNA, 1628 nt
Organism: Helianthus annuus (common sunflower)
Lineage: Eukaryota; Viridiplantae; Streptophyta; Magnoliopsida; Asterales; Asteraceae
Product: transcription factor TCP15
Exons: 2
Coding region: 247-1410 (387 amino acids)
Cellular component (GO): nucleus
Molecular function (GO): sequence-specific DNA binding; DNA-binding transcription factor activity
Source: RefSeq, a predicted model, not a curated record
CUCAUUAUCUUUGUUGCUUAAAGCUUGUCCUCCUUCCUUAUCCUCCCAUAUCUCUUUAACCAAUAUUAUUCAAGAGAGAGACUGUUCAUAUGUUCUUGAAAAAGAAAGAAAUCAAGACCCACAAAACCCUAAUUCUAUUCAAAUAACUUUAGAGAGAGAAAGUAAAGAUAGAGUGAGAAAGAUUGUGUGUGUGUGUGUUUCUUGUAGGUUUUACUGUGUGUGUGAGUAUUAUAAUCUCAUGCGAUCAUGGAUGGUGGGGAUGAUCAUUUCCACCACCGGCCAAACUUCCCUUUUCAAUUACUUGAAAAGAAAGAUGAUGAAACUGCCAGCUGCUCCUCCUCCGCCACCGCCACGGCGGCAUACCCUUCGCUCGCCAUCGCCGCCGACAAUAACCUAGUUAGAUCCAACAAUAUGCAACUGACAACCACCACCACCACAUCCUCCGGUGAGCCAUCGAAAAAACAACCGCCGAAGAGAACGUCUACGAAAGAUAGGCAUACCAAGGUUGACGGCCGUGGCCGACGAAUUCGUAUGCCGGCGUUAUGUGCUGCUAGGGUUUUCCAGCUUACCCGGGAGCUUGGACACAAAUCUGAUGGUGAAACAAUUGAGUGGCUGCUACAGCAGGCGGAGCCUGCAGUUAUUGCAGCCACUGGGACAGGUACUAUCCCGGCCAACUUCAGUUCACUAAAUAUUUCACUUCGGAGCUCGCGGUCAAGUUUGACCGUUCCAUCUCAGCUCCGAUCUACUUAUUUCAACCCCAGCUUCGCUCUCCCCCAACAGCGGAAUCUUUUUCCGGAGAAUUCUUCAUCGAACCUUUUGAGUUUUGGAUCGACGAUGAGUCUCAACCAGAUGUUACAAGCGAAGCAGGAAAUGAGGGAUAAUCCGCAGGAGAACAACGAAUUCUCGGAGAAUGAGGAGGGUAUUGGGAGAAAAAGGCGGCCUCCGGCCGAGCUUGAUUUGUCGUCACAACACCAGAUGGGAAACUACUUGAUGCAGCCAAGCACCGGAGCGAUGGCGGCUAGUCACGCAUCGGUUCCGGCGAAUUUUUGGAUGGCAGCCAGUCACCAACACCAAGUAAUGAACGGAGAUCCUAUAUGGACUUUUCCAAACGUAUAUAAUAGCGCGGCGGUGUAUAGAGGGCCAGGUUCAAGUGGCUUACAUUUCAUGAAUUUUCCGACUCCAGUCGCGCUUAUACCAGGUCAGCAACCCGGAGCGGGAACUAGUGGUAACGGUGGCAGUAACAGUAACAACAGUGGUGGUUAUGGUGAAGGGCAUAUGAAUAUGCUUUCUGGAUUAAAUCCAUACAGACCCAUUUUUGCUGCAAGUUCAUCUGAACCUCCGGAGAAUGGGUCUCAGUCUCAUCACCGCGGCGGUGAUGAUCGACAUGACACGACCAGUCAUAACUCCUAGGGGAUUCCCGCCCCAUGAUUGUGUUGUUAAAUUUGAUGUGUAAACACACGUGAGGUUUGAUAAUAUUCUCUUAAUUUUUUUAAUAGUUUCAAAACUUUUCUUGAAUAUUAUGAUAAUAUUUUUAUCUUGCUUCCUCAUUUCAUCUGUGUGAUUAAUAUAACGAAGAUUUUUAAAGGGUUUCGAACCCCAUUUUGGUUUACAGUUCGAAUUUUACAUCA